This is a messenger RNA of Ophidiomyces ophidiicola, 1494 nucleotides long. It is a transcript of the gene MUS18, whose product is annotated as UV-damage endonuclease. The record is from RefSeq and is a predicted model, not a curated record. Gene Ontology annotation, biological process: response to UV; mitochondrial DNA repair; nucleotide-excision repair. The transcript has 3 exons. Gene Ontology annotation, cellular component: mitochondrion; nucleus. Gene Ontology annotation, molecular function: endonuclease activity. NCBI's taxonomy places the organism in Eukaryota, Fungi, Ascomycota, Eurotiomycetes, Onygenales, Onygenaceae. Bases 1 to 1494 code for a protein of 497 amino acids.
AUGACUAGGCGACGCGCGACAGUGAAAGCCUAUAAAAUGUCGGAUUCGGAUGCAUCUAGCAUGCCGUCUUGUCGUCCGGAGUCAGACUUAAUACCGGACUCCGAGUUAGACGUAAAUGAACCGGCGGAGGAAGAGGAGUCGAGGGAAUCAGCCACUCGGAAACCCCCAGUGAAUAGCAGUUAUUUACCCCUCCCGUGGAAAGGGCGUCUAGGAUAUGCUUGUCUUUGUACUUAUUUACGGAACUGCAACCCCCCGGUGUUUAGCUCGCGAACUUGUCGAAUCGCAUCCAUUCUAGAAAAUCGACACCCUUUACGAGACCCAUCUCUGCCUGCUCACCCUACAAAAAAUCGCCCAGAUCGUGAUCAGCCGCCCGAUAAUGCGCGAGGUCAAGCCUAUGUACAGGCCCUGGGAUUAGCAAAUGCCCGAGAUAUUGGAACAAUGCUUCGAUGGAAUGAGAAAUUCGGAAUUCGAUUUCUGAGGUUAAGCAGUGAAAUGUUUCCAUUUGCUAGCCACCUUGAGCAUGGGUACAAACUGGCGCCAUUUGCGUCGGAUGUAUUGAAGGAAGUGGGUCAAGUUGCCGCAAGGCUCGGUCAUAGGCUGACCGUUCACCCCGGCCAAUUCACUCAACUUGGUUCACCGCGGCGCGAAGUUAUUGAGAAUUCUAUUCGAGACCUCGAAUACCACGCAGAAAUGCUAAAACUUCUGAAACUUCCCCCUCAGCAAGACCGUGAUGCUGUCAUGAUUUUGCACAUGGGUGGAAGCUUCGGAGAUAAGCCCGCAACUUUAAGGAGAUUUAAAAACACUUACAACACAUUAUCACAAGACAUAAAACAAAGACUUGUUUUAGAAAACGACGAUGUUAAUUGGACGGUCCAUGAUUUGCUACCCAUCUGCGAAGAACUCAACAUACCUUUAGUUCUUGAUUAUCAUCAUCAUAAUAUCAAUUUUGAUACUGGAAAAAUUCGCGAAGGUACUUUGGAUAUUAUGGAUUUAUAUGAUCGAAUAAAAGCAACUUGGGUUAGGAAAGGGAUAACACAAAAAAUGCAUUACUCCGAACCCACGCCAUCGGCGCUUACGAAAAUGCAGCGUCGCAAGCAUAGCUCAAGAGUUCAAAUGCUACCACCCUGUGAUCCUACCAUGGAUUUAAUGAUUGAAGCCAAGGAUAAGGAACAGGCCGUCUUUGACCUCAUGAAAACAUACAAAAUCCCAGGCCAUGAAAGGCUCAACGAUAUUACUCCGCACAUCCGGCCGACUGAACUUCAAGAUGGUAUUGAUAUGGGAGGUCCCGAAGGCAGAGUUUAUUGGCCACCAGGCAUGGAGGAAUGGCUGCGACCACUUAAAAGGGGUGUCAAGAGAAAAAUGGAAAAUGGAACGAGAGCCAAGAAAGAUACUCGCACCAAAAGCAAGGCCACUUUGGUGGAGACAGAGGAAGAGGCAGCCGCAGUGGCAACGAAGCCUGCAAAGAAACAAAGUAGGGGAGGGAAGAAAGCCUGA